CCGGCAGCGCCUCGCUGCCCCGGGAGCCGCUGUUCCCGCGUACGCAGUUUCCAUGGGGACUGAAGAUGGCGCCGCGAGGUAAACGCUUGUCCUCUACGACUCUGGAAAUCCUGUUCUUUCUGAAUGGCUGGUAUUAUGCUACAUAUUUCCUGCUGGAACUCUUGAUAUUUCUGUAUAAAGGUCUGCUAUUACCAUAUCCAACAGCCAACCUAGUACUGGAUGUGGUGAUGCUCCUCCUUUAUCUUGGAAUUGAAGUUAUUCGACUGUUUUUUGGUACAAAGGGAAACCUCUGCCAACGAAAGAUGCCACUUGGUAUUAGCGUGGCCUUGACUUUUCCAUCUGCCAUGAUGGCCUCCUAUUACCUGCUGCUACAGACCUACGUUCUCCGCCUGGAAGCCAUCAUGAAUGGCAUCUUGCUCUUCUUCUGUGGCUCAGAGCUGCUGCUUGAGGUGCUCACCGUGGCUGCGCUCUCCAGUACGGACAGGAUUUGAAGUACAGAAAUUUCUGCCAGCAGCCUUCAUGGGCUGACACCGUACUUCUGGUACUUUAGCCACACCAUGGGAAUUCGGUGGGUCAAGUUGUCCUGGGAAAGGUUGCAGCUUUUCCUCAACAUAGACAUUUGGGCAGCAAACCGGGCAUAAGGCCAUUGGGCACCAUCUUCUAAUCCAGGACCAUCAGCAGACUCUUCUAUACUCCAGUAUAGGGAGGGGCAAGGCUAUCCCCAUCCUGGCCCUUCUCAGAACCAAUUCCCUGCUGACUUCAAGUUCUCCUCUUUGACCAUCGUGGCCAGAGCAUCUUGUGGGAACCAUCUGGGCUCCUCGGGCUUUGAGCAGAACCUGAGCCACACACUUCCUGUACAUGCUGUGCCAGACCUGUUCCGUGUGAGCACAGAGCCUCACGAUGGUGUGCUCUCAGAGUUUAUCAAGAGCCUCUCAUCCCAGUCCUCAGAGACUAAGCUCCAGAAGUUUUUUAGUAGCUGAUAUACUGUUAUUUUUCUAUUCUCAUCAUGAAACAAACUAUUUUAUAAUAAAUAUGUAUUUUCUGUUGUGGUGGUUGCAGCCCUUUCCUUAUGGCUCUGUUCCCUAGAAUUUCAUCCACUCCGAGAGAGGGUAGAGACUGUGGCAGCAGUUCGUUCUCAGGUUGUGGUUGGUUAUAUAGUAUGGUGUAGUAUGGACACAAAAGGGCAGUGAUGAAGGUAACUUUUUUCCCUGAACUAACCCCUAAAAGCACUGCCAACCUCUUUUAUCUUCUUCAGGUCUGUCAUCCUGCAAAAACUUGCCUAUAGCCUCCACUUCUGCCCUAAAGUCAGCAUCUUAUCUCUCAUUUCUUUACAGAUAAGUUGCCAGCUACUUUUCAAGGCAGGGC
This is a messenger RNA of Trichechus manatus latirostris (Florida manatee), 1365 nucleotides long. It is a transcript of the gene TMEM216, whose product is annotated as transmembrane protein 216. The coding region runs from base 66 to 491 and encodes 141 amino acids. Gene Ontology annotation, cellular component: ciliary transition zone. Gene Ontology annotation, biological process: non-motile cilium assembly. Lineage: Eukaryota; Metazoa; Chordata; Mammalia; Sirenia; Trichechidae. The transcript is spliced from 5 exons. The record is from RefSeq and is a predicted model, not a curated record.